Messenger RNA from Diachasma alloeum, 1772 nucleotides. RefSeq lists its product as uncharacterized. The transcript is spliced from 3 exons. Lineage: Eukaryota; Metazoa; Arthropoda; Insecta; Hymenoptera; Braconidae. Bases 9 to 1772 code for a protein of 587 amino acids. The record is from RefSeq and is a predicted model, not a curated record.
AUGAGCAUAUGCGUGUAUACGUUUACUCCAAUUUGCUGGUUACUUUUGCUCCAUUCCGUGUCUUUUCCAUAUUUUAUUACAUAUUUAUGUCAUCAAUGGAAAAAGAUCGGAAUCCUACGAAUAAAAGUGCUAGAAAAAAGGUGUUCAGGUGCAAUGUGAAGGGAUGCAUGGCCAAAUCGUCCAACAGUGAUGGAUUGAGUUACCAUGCUCUUCCAAAUAGAAAUCGAUUAUUUGUGAAACGAUUGGAUACUGGUGAAAAAGUAACCAUUGAUCGUUAUGAACAAUGGAAAUCAAGGUCUAAAAUUGAUAAAGUAAACUCAGCAACAAGGAUUUGUAGCUUACAUUUCACACGAGAAGAUUUCUCGUUGCCUGAUUUUGGAAGUAAACGGAUUACAUUGAAUUCAUAUGCAUUGCCAAGUCGGAAUUUGCCAACAAGUGAUGAAAGAUUACAGGCCAAUGAGACAUGCCCCGCCACAAAAAUUGAAUUCCAUCGAGAUAAGGAAAAGGACGAUUAUCAGUCUCCUGGAAGUGAAGGCAGUACCUCUAAAUUUCAGGUGGAAACGUUGAUCACAGACACUAUUGAUGCGAGGAAAAAUCUGUUGGGAGUAUUUGAAGACAUUGCGGAGGGAAUGGAUACUAUUAUUAGAAAUGUUUCUUGUGGAAAAGAAAACUGCAUCGACCGUCCACCGGCAGUUGCGACGGACGAUGACUUUGCAGAGGAGAGAUCGAUUGAAGAUCUACAAACAACAAAAUCAGUAUCCCAUGCAGCUCUUGAGUGUCAAGAUGAAUUCACCCAAACUUCAUCUGAAUUCGAGGAUAAAAAUACGCAAACAACAUCUUUAGAGAGUACAGAGAAAGGUGUUCAAGUUCAAAGUGGAGAUAUCUUGAUGCCGUUCUCGAUGUGUAUAAUGACUGAUCGUCACUUGAAUGUAAUGUGUGGUAUCCGGAACCAUGCAAUUCUAAACGAAUUAGUCGCACUAAUCUCUGAGUUAUACCCAGAAGUUAGGGCUCACAAGAUGACAUUGAAAGAUCGCGUAAUUUUGACGACAAUGAAAUUGAAAUUGAAUUUACCAUUUUCGGAUCUGGCCAUUAUGUUCAAAAGUGUUGAAGAACCAACCUGUCGAAGAAUUUUCCAUAGCAUGUUGCCAAAAUUAUCUGAGAUACUUAAAUGUACGAUUCGAUGGGUCUCUAGAGAGGAAAUUCGGAGGAAUAUUCCAAAAUGUUUCCAACAUUUCCAAAACACUAGGGUAAUCGUAGACUGCACUGAAUUUAGAGUUCACAAACCGAAAUGUUUACAGUGUCGAAUAAAAUUUUAUUCCCAAUACAAAUCGAAUUUCACAGCCAAGUUCAUGACAGGGGUGAGUCCAGGAGGCAUGUUAACAUUUUUGAGCGAAGGUUACGGUGGACGAGCCUCUGACAAAGCGAUAUUUCAACAAAGUAAUAUUAUUGAUUUAGUAGAGAAGGGUGAUGCUGUGAUGACCGAUAAGGGCUUUCAAAUUGAAGAUCUUUGUAUGAAUCGAGGCGUUCAAUUAUUCAUACCACCAUUUUUAAAACAGAAGAAACAAUUGUCUCCAGCCGAAGCUAUUUAUAAUCGUUUUAUUGCUGCAGCUCGAGUUCACGUCGAACGCAUGAAUCAAAGAAUUCGAGAUUUUGGAAUACUUCAGAGUACAAUCCCAUGGAAUUUGAUUGCAAGUACUGAUGAUAUUGUCAAUGUAUGUGCAGGGUUGGCUAAUUUAGGUACACCGAUCAUGGCAUUUGAUAAAUUUAUUUGA